UCAUUUCUCACCCUCCAACCAUCCUCCCCAAAAAACACACACACACACUCAAAGAUCCCAAAUCUCCAUUUCCACACCAAAACGCCAUCGUUUUGAUCGAUGGCGUCACUUUCACUCACUACUUCCGUCAACUUAAACUUCCGAUCACACCGCCAUUCCCCGCCGUCAAUCCUGACAAGUCAACGGAACAAUCUCCGGUCAACAUCCUCAUACUCACACAAACCUUCAUCACUCACUUUAAAAUUCCCCUUACACAAUUCACCAAUCCAAAACCCUAAAUUCAUCGUAAAAUCAUCCGCGGCCGUGGUUCCGGCGCAGGCACCCGCGCCUGCGCCGGAACCAUGGCACGGAGCGGCUAUAAAGCCGCUCCUAGCAUCAAUUGCCACUGGUGUUAUUUUAUGGUUUGUUCCUGUACCGUCAGGCGUUUCUCGAAACGCCUGGCAGUUAUUAUCAAUUUUUUUAGCUACUAUAGUUGGAAUUAUAACGCAACCUUUGCCUUUAGGUGCUGUAGCAUUGAUGGGAUUAGGUGCUUGUGUACUUACCAAAACAUUAACAUUUGCUGCCGCUUUUUCGGCUUUUGGUGAUCCAAUUCCUUGGUUAAUUGCAUUAGCAUUUUUCUUUGCACGCGGAUUUAUUAAAACCGGAUUAGGGAAUAGGAUUGCUUAUCAGUUUGUUAAAUUGUUUGGUAGUUCGAGUUUAGGGUUAGGAUAUAGUUUAGUUUUUAGUGAGGCGUUGUUAGCGCCUGCUAUACCGUCGGUUAGUGCACGAGCCGGUGGGAUAUUUUUGCCUUUAGUUAAGUCGUUGUGUGUUGCGUGUGGAAGUAAUGUAGGUGAUGGGACUGAACAUAAGUUAGGGUCUUGGUUGAUGUUGACUUGUUUUCAGACGUCGGUUAUUAGUAGCUCUAUGUUUUUGACUGCCAUGGCUGCGAAUCCUUUGAGUGCUAAUUUGACGUUUAAUACUAUUCAGCAAACGAUUGGGUGGACUGAUUGGGCUGUUGCUGCUAUUGUCCCUGGAAUUGUUUCUUUGAUUGUUGUUCCGCUUGUUUUGUAUUUGAUUUAUCCUCCUUCCGUUAAGAGUAGUCCUGAUGCGCCUAAGCUUGCUCAAGAGAAAUUAGAGAAAAUGGGACCUAUGACAAAAAAUGAAAUCAUCAUGGGGGCGACUUUGCUUCUCACGGUUGGCCUGUGGAUUUUUGGAGGGAUGCUUGGUGUUGAUGCUGUUACAGCUGCUAUUCUUGGAUUGUCUGUUCUCCUUAUAACUGGAGUUGUGACAUGGAAGGAAUGCUUAGCUGAAUCUGUGGCAUGGGAUACCCUUACAUGGUUCGCUGCUCUCAUUGCAAUGGCUGGCUACCUUAACAAAUACGGUCUCAUCUCCUGGUUUAGUCAGACAGUUGUCAAGUUUGUUGGUGGACUAGGCCUUCAAUGGCAAGCGUCUUUUGGCAUUCUUGUACUUCUGUACUUCUAUUCCCACUACUUCUUCGCCAGUGGAGCUGCUCAUAUUGGUGCCAUGUUUACCGCCUUCUUAUCUGUUGCCAGUGCUCUUGGCACACCACCAUUAUUUGGAGCCAUGGUCCUAGCUUUUCUUUCCAAUCUCAUGGGUGGUCUGACUCACUAUGGAAUUGGGUCAGCCCCUGUAUUUUAUGGAGCCAAUUAUGUUCCUCUUGGCAAAUGGUGGGGUUACGGGUUUAUCAUCUCUGUGGUCAAUAUUAUCAUCUGGCUUGGAGUCGGUGGAGUCUGGUGGAAGUUCAUCGGCCUGUGGUAGAGUGGAGGUACCGAUUUAAUACCCACAAUCGAUUUACAAAAAUCAGAAAAUUUCUGACUUUUAAUGUGCUGUUAGUAGGAUUUAAACCAAAUCUUUCCGGUAUCGAAUCUGGUUACAAGAUUUUUUUUUCUCGGGAUUCUCACCUUGCAAACAAUUUUUGUCAUUGAUGGAGGUUUGUGUAGGUUAAGAACUUAAGGUGGUUGGUAUACACGGCUUGAUGCCCAUUUAUAUUUGAAGUUUACCCUUACAUUUUUGGUGGUUUUACAUGAACUUUGUAGCGGAUUCUUGCUUUAAUAUGUGUACUUCAUGCAUUCCAUAUAUGUAUUGUAGAUUUGUAUGUCUAUGAAUAUGAAUUUGACGACUCA
Erigeron canadensis is the source of this 2123-nucleotide messenger RNA. Its product is annotated as dicarboxylate transporter 1, chloroplastic. Bases 100 to 1758 code for a protein of 552 amino acids. Gene Ontology annotation, cellular component: membrane. The transcript is spliced from 3 exons. Gene Ontology annotation, biological process: transmembrane transport. Gene Ontology annotation, molecular function: transmembrane transporter activity. NCBI's taxonomy places the organism in Eukaryota, Viridiplantae, Streptophyta, Magnoliopsida, Asterales, Asteraceae. The record is from RefSeq and is a predicted model, not a curated record.